Salmo salar (Atlantic salmon) is the source of this 11476-nucleotide messenger RNA. The record is from RefSeq and is a predicted model, not a curated record. Lineage: Eukaryota; Metazoa; Chordata; Actinopteri; Salmoniformes; Salmonidae.
UCGUCAUUGAUGAAAUCACGCACCAUCAAUUACUACAAUGACCACAAUCCAUAGCACGGUUUCAUGACCGUCACACGGGAGAGGAGCGCCACUAGCUAACUCUAUACCACAGUUAGCUAAAUGGUUUAACGUGUGUAUUUAGCAUACUAUUUGAAAUUGUCCGUUAUUUUACAAGACGAAUAGCUAGCUACCAACGUGACUGAAUGACAGACUGCUUGCUAGCAGUCAUAUGAUAGCAGGUCGCGAGGUGGCGAUGCAUUCAUGAGUCAAACCAAACGACGAGAAGGGAACUGACUUUAUGAUUUGAAGCACAAUGACCACGUCAUUGCAUUGGUUUCUCAUGAAUUUGUCCUGGAUCAAGGCCACAUUGUGAGGGCAGGAAGACAGAGUUACAAAGGACCAUGAAUCUUCACCAAGUCCUUACUGGGGCUGUCAACCCAGGGGACAAUUGUUUUUCUGUAGGUAGCAUAAACAACCAACCAUUCACGGCAUAUGCCUCUGGCUGUGACGUUGUGAUUUUGGGCAGUGACUUUGAAAGGCUACAGAUCAUCCCAGGAGCAAAGCAUGGGAACAUCCAGGUGGGCUGUGUGGACAGCUCACUACAGGGAGGCCAGGUUGCAGCUUCCUAUGGAAGUAUUGUCUGUGUCUUUGAGCCAGUUCAGCUCAUGAACCAGAAGGACAGGACAUCAGCAGAACUGAGCUACCAGUGGCAGAAGAGUGGACAGUUUGUUUUGCAGUCCAUAGUGCGUAACCUGGCCUGGGACCCCACAGGCACUCGUCUCUUAACUGGGUCCGCUAGCCUCCAGCUGUGGUCCAAUAUCAGCGAUGGUUUUGAUGAGGAAGGGGAACAGACAGACAUGACCAUUGGUGACCCUCAGUGUCCCUGGAGGUGUAUCUGGCACUGCAAAACCGCCUCCCCAAUUCAGCUCAUGAAGUUCUCUCCAGAUGGAGAAUUCUUUGCUACUGCCGGACAGGACGACUGUCUGGUCAAAGUGUGGUACGGCACCAGCAAAUGGCAGUCUGGCGUGACCAAGCUAUUCACCCCACCGGAGCACAACGCUCAGGGCGAGCUCGACUUCUCUUUUGUCUACCUGGCACACCCACGCUCUGUAACGGGCUUCUCCUGGAGGAAGACCAGCAAGUACAUGCCACGGGGUUCAGUGUGCAAUGUUCUACUGACAUGCUGUAAGGACAGUGUGUGUCGCCUGUGGGCCGAGACCCUGCUUCCCAGUGACAGCUUGCUGUCCGGACACACGCUCAGUCACGUUAAUAAUAACGGACAGAGCAGCGACUCACUGAAAUCGUCAGGCAGCAAGAAGACUCCCUCUCGUAUCAAAACGCAGGACAGGAAUCCCCUGGAGUUGAAUCUGCAGGAGUCGUGGAGAGCCCCCUUGAGAGGUGUGGCCCAGCCCUCACUGACCGGCCGCCUCCCGACCCAGCAGAACAGUCACCACAACCACAAGACCAACAGCGUGCCCCAUGCCAACGCUCUCUGCCACUUCCACAUCGCUGCCAGUAUCAACCCUGCCACAGAUAUCCCCCUGCUGCCCUCUAUCACGUCGCUGUGUGGGGGAGAUGACGAGGAGCCUGGCGGGCCCUUCACCGUGCACUGGCUCAACAACAAGGAGCUGCUUCUCACCCUGGCCAUGGAGGUGUUCCUGCAGCAGCUCAGAGGCAGUGUGGAGCAGAACAACUCGGAACACUCCCAGGAGGAGCCUGACUAUGAGGAGGUAGAGGAGGCUUCUAGGCGAGCGGCAGAGCGAGGACCCGACGUGGCGUCCACCCAGCUGCCUGCUGCAGCGGUGGAGCACCAGGUAGAGGUGCUACUGGAGGACUGGAACAGAGGGGCAGACAUGCUGUUCAGUAUCCACCCCAUGGAUGGCUCUCUGCUGGUGUGGCAUGUGGACUGGCUGGAUGAAUAUCAGCCCGGCAUGUUCCGGCAGGUCCAGGUGUCCUUUGUGUCCCGGAUUCCUGUGGCCUUCCCCACGGGCGACGCCAACUCCCUGAGCCGCAGCGUGGUCAUGUACGCCUGUAACAAGAACGUGGACCUAGCCAUCCAACAUGGCCGCCAGCGGCCUGCCGGCCUACCACAUUCCUCGUCGGUGCUGAUUCCCUACGGCCAGAGCAAGGCGACCUCCUACUCCAGCAGCCUGCGCCUCAGCAUCUUCACCCCCAACGUGCUCAUGAUCUCCACGCACUCCGAUGGCUCCCUCAACCAAUGGGCGGUCAGCUUCGCAGAGGAGUCGGCCUUCUCCACUGUGCUCAGCGUGUCCCACAAGUCACGCUACUGCGGCCAUCGCUUCCACCUCAACGACCUGGCCUGCCACUCCCUGCUGCCCCUGUUGCUCACCACCUCACACCACAAUGCCCUGCGCACCCCCGACGUGGACAGUGUCCCCGCCCCCUCGACCACCCUUUCUCAACCCCUCGGGGGCGGGCCCAGCCGGGUGUCCCUGGGCGCUGUGUCGCAGGACCCCAACGCCAUUUACAGCGAGCUCAUUCUGUGGAGGGUGGAUCCAGUGGGACCGCUGUCCUUCUCUGGAGGGGUGUCUGAGCUGGCCAGGAUCAACUCUCUCCACUCCUCCGCCUUCUCCAAUGUAGCCUGGCUGCCCACACUCAUCCCCAGCAACUGCCUUGGUGUCUACUGCAACUCUCCCAGUGCCUGCUUUGUGGCCAGUGACGGUCACUCGCUGAGGCUUUACCAGGCUGUUAUUGAAGCCAAGAAACUACUCAGUGAGCUCUCCAACCCAGAUAUUUCAAAAUAUGUCGGCAAAGUUUUUAACAUCAUCAGCCAGCAAUCGACUGCUAAACCAGGUUGUAUCAUCGAGCUAGAUGCCAUUACUGACUUCCAGGGGAAGGAGACUCAGCUGCUGCAUGUGUUUGAAGAGGAUCUGAUUCUGGGCAGUGAGCGGAGAGAUGCCACUCAGGAAGCUCCCGCUACAGAGACUACCUCCAGCCAGCCAGGCUUCUCCGCCCGCUUCUUCCUGGUGGUGGUAGAGUUUACCCAGACUGGCAGGUCUUUCCUGCAUAUGUGGCACCUGCAACUGGCAGCUGGCCAAAUCACUAUGGACGAGACCGGCGCUCCGCCUGAAAAGGAGAACGUGACUUUGUCACCAAUGAACAGCUCCUUUAGCUUUGAGACGUUCAGCUCCCCCUCGGCCCAGAAGAACAAGCCUUGCACGUCCAACCUGCAGAGUGCCAGUCGCCUCAUCCUGGCCACUCACAGGUUGUACAGCCAGGAGCUAGCUCUUCCAGACGGCGUUGAGGUGAUCAGUGUCACACCCUCAGCAGGUCAUCUGAGCGCGUCCUCCCUGCAGCCGGCAGGUGGCGCUCCCUAUCUCCUGGCCACUUCCUGUUCAGACGGGAAGGUGAGGUUCUGGAGGUGCAGGGUGUCUGCAGUGGAGCCAGACACCAAGGAGCUGACAUACACCUGGGAGGAAUGGCCUCUAUUGGUGGAGGAGGGGCUGGGCAACAGCAGUGCCGUGACCGUGUCAGGCAGACCAGUCACGGUCAGCUGUUGUCACACCAGCCGCAUUGCAGUGGCCUACCGACACAACCCUAGCCCUCACCUGAGCCCUAACCCUAACCACCUGAGCCCUAACCCUAACCACCUGAGCCCUAACCCUAACCACCUGAGCCCUAACCCUAACCACCUGAGCCCUAACCACCUGAGCCCUAACCCUAACCACCAAAGCCCUAACCCUCAGCAGGGUGUCAGGGAACCACUGGUCCAUGUAGGGUUAUUCCAGUGUGAGUCCACAGGUGGCUCCCACUGGGUGCUAGAGCAGACCCUCGUCCUGGAUGCCUCCACUCCCACUGGUAACAAUAACAUGGAGAGUGGCGCCAAGGGCCUGAAUGUGGAGAAUAAUAACCUGGACAUCUAUCUGCCCAAUGACGCCUGCCUGGGGUCCUCUGGUAAGAGUCUGGUCCACCUGGACUGGGUCUCCAGGGAGGACGGCUCCCACAUUCUUACUGUGGGGAUUGGUUCCAAACUCUACAUGUACGGCCUGCUCUCUGGCAAACCUCCUGAACUGGGCCUGUCUGAGGGCCCCAGGGAGCAGAGCUCUUCCCGCCUGGUCCUCCUGCGCUCCGUGGACCUGGUCUCCUCCGUGGAAGGCUCCUUGCCCAUCCCCGUCUCCCUGUCCUGGGUGAGAGACGGCAUCCUGGUGGUGGGCAUGGACUGUGAGAUGCACGUGUACUCCCAGUGGCAGCCCCCGGCCAAGUCCACGGCCUUGAACACCAUGACCACAGACAUGGGCAGCGUGUCGUCCCUCCUGGCUGCAAUGAAACAGAGCCAUGAGGAGGGCCUGAACCCCUCUCCUCCCAAGAAGAGCUUGACCAGGUCCAUGACCAGCCUGGCCCAGAAGCUGAGUGGGAAGAGGACAGUGUACGACCUGCCUGCGGAGAUGGAGGACUAUGGGCUGUUUGAGGCGGCACACCACCUGUUCCCCACGCUGCCCCAGUACCACCCGGUACAGCUGCUGGAGCUCAUGGACCUGGGGAAGGUCCGGCGGGCCAAGGCCAUCCUCUCCCACCUCGUCAAAUGCAUUGCCGGGGAGAUCGUGGCCCUCAAAGACAACGGCACCAACCAAGACAAGCGUCUCCGCUCGCGCACCAUCAGCGCCGGCGGCAGCACCUCCAGAGACCCCAAGCUCUUCAGCAAGGGUGAGAGCUCGGACUACACAGAGAUUGACUCCAUCCCUCCCCUGCCCCUGUACGCGCUGCUGGCGGCCGACGAGGACUGCUCCCCCAAGCCCAAGGACAAGGUGGCCAGCCUGAGUGGAGACAGUGGCCAUGGGUCCAGUCAGACGGACGCCUACGAUGAGCUCUUCCAGAGCAGCGGGGUGGGUGUGGACGACCUGGAGCAUAUGGACAGCGACCAAGAGGACGGCGGUGCUAAGGUCAUAGACCUGUCUCAAUAUAGCCCCACCUUCUUUGGGCCAGAGCACGCCCAGGUUCUGUCCAGCCACCUGCUCCACUCCAGCCUGCCGGGCCUGACCCGCAUGGAGCAGAUGUCCCUCAUGGCCCUGGCUGACACCAUCGCCACCACAAGCACUGACAUCCGGGAGAGCCAGAGCAGGGGUAAAGGUGGAGAGACUUUGGAUGAGUGCGGUCUGAAGUUCCUGUUGGCUGUGAGGCUCCAUUCGUUCCUGCUGACCACCCUGCCUCCUGCCCAUCGCGCCCAGCUGCUUCGCCAAGGUCUGUCCACCUGUCACUACGCCUGGGCCUUCCACUCCGAGGCCGAGGACGAGCUGCUCCACAUGUUACCUGCCUUGCAGAAAGGAGACCCCACCUGGCCCGAGCUCCGCGCCAUGGGCAUGGGCUGGUGGCUCAGGAGCACCAAUAAACUCCGGAGGUGUAUUGAAAAAGUCGCAAAAGCGUCUUUUCAAAGGCAGAACGAUCCUCUGGACGCCGCCAUCUUCUAUCUCGCUAUGAAAAAGAAAGCAGUGGUCUGGGGACUGUACAGGUCUCAGAAGAAUGCCAAAAUGACAACGUUCUUCAGCAACAACUUCGGUGAGGAAAGGUGGAGGAGGGCUGCCUUGAAGAACGCCUUUUCUCUGCUGGGGAAGCAGCGCUUCCAGCACUCUGCAGCCUUCUUUCUUUUGGCAGGCUCCCUCAAGGACGCUGUGGAGGUUUGCCUGGAGAAGAUGCAGGACCUGCAGCUGGCCCUGGUGAUCUCCCGGCUCUAUGAGUCCGAGUUUGAGACGUCCUCCACCUACAAACGCAUCCUGCAGAGGCACGUGCUGGGCCAAGACCGCCAGCUCCCCGCCCACCAGGACCCCUUCCUGCGCAGCACGGCCUACUGGGUACUGGAGGACUACAGCCGGGCCCUGGAUACUCUGCUGGAGCAGCCUGCUGCCCCACACCUAGCGUCCCCCACUCAGGCUGGCCACACAACUCAACCAGGUAGUACCUCGUCCACGUCCCUCUGUAGCCCGGAGGUCUUCAACUUCUACACCUACCUCCGCACACAUCCCUUACUGCUGCGCCGCCAUUUUGGCUCGUCUGAGAAGACCAGGGUGGGUCUGACAGCGGAGGGUCGCAUGGCAAACUCAAUCAGCCUGGUGGAGAGGAGGCUGUUCUUCACCGCAGCCUACGCUCACCUGCAGGCCGGCUGCCCCAUGCUGGCCCUGGAGGUCCUCUCCAAAAUGCCCAAAGUUGUCAAAAGAUCCAAGCUCCACCAAGACGAUACCACCAACCCCGACCUGAGCGAGACGAAAAAGGAACAGGCGUCAGAUUUGGACUGGUCUCAGCCCGCGUUGAACGGCUUCGAGUCUGUGUCAGACAGCUUGUCCAAUAGCCAAUCGGACUCUGUGCUGAGUUUUGACUGGGGCCAGCCCUCUGUGUCGGUUCAGGAUGAAGCCCUGGAGUUGAAAUGGGACAGCGACAAGGAGGAGGAGGAGGACGACGACGACGAACCACAGGGCUUGGCCAUGAAGAGUGCCGACAACACCAGUAGCGUCUUUCAAGACGCCACCUCUCCAUUGACGGAGACGCUGCUGGACGAGGGUGACGUCCUCAUGCCCUCUGAGGACAUCCUGGCCGCUCAACUCAAAUUCAGCGCCUGCCUGAAGAUCCUGACCACGGAGCUGCGGACCCUGUCCACGGGUUACGAGCUGGACGGGGGGAAGCUACGCUACCAGCUGUGCCAGUGGCUGGAGAGGGAGGUGGUGGCCCUGCAGAGGUGUUGCAGCUACAAGCCCUGCCUGCCGGAGCUGGCCCUGGGAAUGGCAGGGCCAGGUGGAGAGGAGGCGGCCCAGGCCCAGCCUGGUGAGGCCCAGCGCACCCGCAGACACUGGCUCCAGAGCAACCAGCCUCUCCUGCGCAUGUUCCUCAGCUACUGCAGCUUGCACGGCUCCCACGGAGGAGGCCUGGCCUCGGUGCGCAUGGAACUCAUCCUGCUGCUUCAGGAGUCCCAACAGGAUGACGGUGUCCAGUCAGCCGUCGCCCCCUACCUGCACCACGCCUCCAUUCCUCUCCUGCUGGCCUGCACUGCCAGUGCCAAGACAGUGGUGGCCAACCCCAUUGUCCAUCUGACCAACCUCACCCACGACAUCCUGCACACCAUCAACGCACUGGACUCCCCGCCACACCCAGACGUCGUCAACAACGAGAUCUAUGUGAUGCACACACUGGCAGCCUCGCUGUCCGCCUGCAUAUACCAGUGUCUCUGCGACGGCCACAACCACAGCCAUGUGAACCAGUUCACUGGGAUAGUGUACCAGAGUAUCCUCUCCUUCCAGCACCACCCGGUACGCACCGUGAGCAUGGAGGAGACUGUACUACCCAACACCCACCCAGCACAGUGGCCAGGUAUCAGUACCCUGAUCCGCCUGUUGAACUCUGCUGGUGAGGAGAGCCAGCCAGGCCUGGCCGUGUUGCUGUGUGAGAUCCUGACGGCCGUCUUCCUCAGCCUGUUUGUGCACGGCCUGGCCACCCACUCCAGCAACGAGCUGUUCCGCAUCGUGGCCCACCCGCUCAACAGCAAGCUGUGGGUGGCUGUGUUCGGAGGGGGCGCGUACCCCCAUCACAGAGAAGCCCAGUCAGACCAAGUCACCUCCAGGUGUGUGUGUGUGUGUGUGUGUGUUGAGGAGUUCGAUAGGAAGCCCAGGCGCUUCAAGCUGCUGUCGUCGUCGUCGUCACGCAGUGCCUCCAGAGAGGGGCCAGAGAGCCCCAGCCCAACCAGCCCUGUGGUGGAGCAAGAGACCUCCAUCUUCAAAGAGCACUUUGUCCCCCCGGAGCUCAGCAUCUGGGACUACUUUAUCGCAAAGCCUUUUCUCCCUCCGUCAGAGAGCAGGGUGGAGUACGACUCGGAGGAGAGCCAAGGCAGUCAGGACGAGGAUGAUGAUGAAGACGAGUUUGGAGACAUUGACCCCAACUCUCCUAGCCAAGAACAUUCCAAUCCCAACUCCUACAGUUGGUGUCUGAUGCGCCUGGCCAUGGUCCAGCUGGUCCUAGGAAACCUGAAGUCAUUCUACCCCAUGGCAGGACACGACCUACUAGAUCUACCUGUGGGCUCUCCUCUGUGUCACGCGGUGCUGAAGACCCUCCAGCGCUGGGAGCAGGUGUUGCUGAAGAGGCUGGAGAUCUUCGGGGGGCCGCCCUCCAAGUACAUCUCCACGCACCCUCUGGACGAGACGGCUGCCUCAGGCCCUGCCAUCCUCAGACACAAAGCCCUGUUUGAGCCCUCCAACACACCUUUCAGGUCCAGUCACCACUCUGCCCUGCCUGUGAAGAGGCUGUGGCAGUACCUGGUCAAACAGGAAGAGGUGCAGGAAACGUUCAUCCGCAAUAUUUUCACCAAAAAACGAGACCAAAACGAGUCGGUUGAGGACCACAAUGAAAAUGACAAAUGUUCAGGGAUGGAGGAGCCUAGCUGUAACCAGAGCGAGGCAGAUCUGGGCUACCCCGGAGGCAAGGCCCGGAUCAUCCACAAGGACUCGGACAUCAUUACCGCCUUCGCCAUCAACAAGGCUAAUCGGAACUGCUUAGUCAUGGCCUCCACUCAUGACAUCCAGGAACUGGACGUGUCCUCCAUCUUGGCCACUCAGAUUCUGACGUGGAUCGACGACGAUACCGAGGCCGAGGCCAAAGGUGAUGACUUCCUGGUGAUCCAGGCCCGGGAUGACUUCAACACCCUCCACGGCACCACCCCCUACACCCACAGCAGCCUAGGGACGCCCAUCAACAUGCCCUGGCUCGGGGGCCUGCAGACGGGGAGAGGCGCUGCCGUGCUCAUCAAAAGGAACAUCAACAACGUGAGAAGGAUGACCUCCCACCCAACCUUGCCUUACUACUUAACAGGAGCGCAGGACGGAAGUGUCCGGAUGUUUGAGUGGGGCCACUCUCAGCAGAUCAUCUGCUUCCGAAGUCCAGGCAAUUCCAGAGUCACACGGAUACGAUUCAACCACCAAGGAAACAAGUUUGGUAUCGUUGACGCUGACGGAGCCCUACGUCUAUGGCAGACCAAUACGACUGGGAACACCCCUAAACCCUACCUGACAUUGCAGUGCCAUAAUAAGACGGCUCACGACUUUGUGUUUGUGGGCUCAUCCUCCCUCAUAGCCACAGCAGGGCUGUCAACAGACAACAGGAAUGUGUGUCUUUGGGAUACAUUGGUGAAUCCAAUGAACAGUCUAGUGCACGCCUUUAGUUGUCAUGAGUCGGGGGCCACGGUGCUGUCGCUGGCCGCCAGGCAGCAGCUGCUGAUCACAGGUGGCAGGAAGGGCUGGAUCAGUGUGCUGGAGCUCCCCCACAGGCACCAGCGCCAGAGCUUCCAGGCCCACGACUCCCCCGUCAAGGCCCUGGCCGUGGACCCCACCGAGGGCAGCUUCAUCAGCGGCUCUGCCGAGGGCAACAUCAAGGUGUGGAGCCUGUCCACGCAGUGCUUACUGCAUCAGUUCCCCAACGAACACGCUCGUCAGUCCCUGUUCCGGAAUCUGGGCACGGGCGUGAUGCAGAUCGAGGUGGGCCCGGCCAACCACAUCUUUUCCUGUGGCGCCGAUGGUACCAUGAAGAUGAGGAUUCUCCCUGACCGCUUCAGCGUCAACAAUGGCAACCUGAAGAACGACGUCAAGUUCAUAAUUUAGCUAACCGAGCACAGCCUCAGCUUGUGGUUUACGUGACCAAGACUGCCUUUGUUUGCACAAGUUACUGCAAGAUGAGUGUGGAGGGACUGACUGUCUGUCUGCACAAGGAGAGGACACUCAAAAACGGACGCAAGCUUCCUCCUCUCACCAGUGAUCACUUUUCUAAGGCAAUCAUCAUAUUGGAAUCUUACAUGUCAAGAUGAGUCGUGUAGAGAUGAGAUUAUCUGUGCAGUGUAUGAUUUGGGAUGUCAGGUGUUUCUACAGUGCUCUGCAUCCAUUUUAAGACUAAAAUACUGACAUCCCUGCUUGCUUGAGUUGUUAAGGCCAGUUGAUAUAAAGCACAUUAUCGAAUCAUAAGGAAUUCGCUUUGUUUGCUCAUAAAUAAGGUAAAAUGAUAUGCGGUGCAUAGUUUAGAUCCCAGAGAGCAAGCCAAGCCUUAAGUAGAAUAUUCUGUUUAGUAUUGUUGUGGUCUAGAUUCAAACAGUGGUGAUGUGUCCUUAUAAAUAUUUAACUCAUACUGGUACUGCACCCAUUUCCCCUAGGUAUUGUUGAGUGGUAUUUAGUUUUGGUUGGACCUUGUGUGCAAUUGACCAAUCAAGUGAUCUUCAUCUUAUUGAGGUACACUCGUAGCUUUAAUAAGGACCCACUUAUCAGGGGACACCAAUAUAAUUGGUCUGUUCUUCCCCUUGAUUAUUUUAGACAGAAUGCUGUAACUAUCAAGAAGCAUAUAGUAACACCACGUCAGCGCCCUUUUCUUUAGCCAAUAAGAGAAAGAGAGCACUAAUUUGAAUGGGUGUCUUGAGUAUGAAAUUGUUUUAUUCCAACACAGCACUUUCCUCCUCCCAUCCCCAAAUCAACCACAGAUGCAUAGAUAAGUCACUUAAAUUAUGGAGUUAACUAGCUUGUCAGUUAGGAUGCAUUUUGACAAGCAGCCCAAUUAUCUUUUUUCCACUAAUUGGUCUUUUGACCAAUCACAUCUGAUAUUUUCAGAGCUUAUGAUUGGUUAAAAAAAAAUCAGAAUUUGGCUGCCUUAGUGGGGUACUUGUGUGGUUUGACGAAUAAAAAUAGAUUUUUAUUUUUACAAAAUGCAUUGCCUUCAGGAAAUGACCUUAUAAACUUAUAGAUUGAAUCUAGGCCCAUGUAUAUUGUGAUAUCGAUUAUUCCCAAUAACUUCACCCCCUUGACAUACUGUCACAUAGCUGCUGUAGAAAAAUCUAUAUUUGGGGUAUAAGCUGGAGAAAAGCUUUCUUGAUAAAAUAGUUAUUGCAUUCUGUAAAUAGAACAAACUACACCUCACAACUUUACUGUGAUGUUUUAUGAAGACAAUUCUGUGAAAUACCAGUAAUAUUUAUGGAUUGUGUUUUAAACAAUACUGUCUGAUCAUGAUGCAGAAUUGGGUUUGUUUAAUUUCCUCCAGGGGCAGAUGGUUAAUAUCAUAAGAAUCAAAGUACAUUGAUUUAUGGUUAGAGCGUUGGGCCAGUAACCGAAAGGUCGCUGGUUCGAAUCACUGAGGUGAAAAAUCUGUGUGCUCUCGAGCAAGGCACUUAACCCUAAUUUCCUCCCGGGGUGCAGUACAACUAUGGCUGUCCCUGUAAAACACAUUUCACUGCAUACUCAUUGCAAAGUAAUUGAAUAAAAUCUUUAAUCAACGAUGCGUAGGAGAUAUGUUAAUUUCCUGAUACAAAUUGCUUAGUGCAAUAUGCUAUAACGUCUAGGUUUAUAGCCAUCGCAGACAAGGGUUGAGUAUUUAACUAGAACCAUCAUAUACAAUAGGGGUUCCAUGUUUUUCUUCCUUUACACUGUGAAUAUGCUCAGAAAGCUAAUUUUAUGAAUAUGUUAAGUCAGAUUUACAAGUGUAAUAUAAUAAAGCAACUUAAUGUAACGUA